Molecule: messenger RNA, 5259 nt
Organism: Colletotrichum phormii
Lineage: Eukaryota; Fungi; Ascomycota; Sordariomycetes; Glomerellales; Glomerellaceae
Exons: 10
Coding region: 1-5259 (1752 amino acids)
Biological process (GO): fatty acid biosynthetic process; secondary metabolite biosynthetic process
Molecular function (GO): 3-oxoacyl-[acyl-carrier-protein] synthase activity; fatty acid synthase activity
Source: RefSeq, a predicted model, not a curated record
AUGAGCCCGUGCGACGAACAAGAGCCGAUCGCCAUCAUUGGCACAGCCUGCCUCCUGCCUGGAGAGGCAACAUCAGUGGGGAGACUAUGGGACAUGAUUAGCCAUGGCAGAAGUGCCCAUGGAAAGGUGCCAUCUUCGCGGUGGGACGCAGAUUUGUGGUAUCAUCCCGACCCUGACCGUAAAGGAUCUAUUAGUGUGAAGCACGGGUACUUCCUGGAGCAAGAUGUUUCCGUCUUUGAUGCGCCAUUCUUCUCCAUGACUGCCAAGGAGGCAGCUGGAAUGGAUCCAACGAAGAGAUUGUUGCUGGAAGUCAGUUACGAAGGAUUCGAAAAUGCGGGGAUUGCAGUGGGCGAUCUGACGAAUUCUCAGACGGGAGUCUACGUUGGCUGUAUGACGAGCGAUUACGAACAACUUUCAACUCACGACAUUCACGACGUCGGAGAUGUCGCGGCAUCUGGAAUGAGUCAAGCGAUGACCGCAAACCGGGUUUCUUGGUUUUUUGGACUUCGUGGGCCUAGCCUCACCCUUGACACAGCCUGCUCAUCGAGCUUAUACGCACUGCACUUGGCUUGCCAGUCACUUAAGCUGGGCGAAACCAACAUGGGUCUGGCCGCUUUCGUCAACUUGAUCUUGCAUCCGAAUUUCAUGCAUCAACUGUCCUCAAUGCACAUGCUCAGUCCCGAGGGCAUCUCACACUCUUUUGACCACAGAGCCAAUGGUUAUGGGCGAGGUGAGGGGAUCGCAUGUAUAGUCGUCAAAAGAUUGAAGGAUGCAUUACGCGACGGAGAUACCAUUCGAGCCGUCAUUCGUGGUACCGGGACCAACGCAGAUGGCAAGACGCCAGGAAUAACACAACCUAGCGCUGAAGCACAGGCCGAACUUAUCCGGAGUACCUACGAGAAGGCCGAGCUCUUGUUCUCGGAUACGCAGUAUUUCGAAGCUCAUGGCACGGGCACACCACUGGGUCUAAAACUAAUCUCACAACAGGACCCCAUUGAACUGUCAGUAAUCGGCGCAACGCUUGGCUCCGGUCGCUCGCCAGAGUCUGGCCCCCUCUACGUCGGCAGCAUUGAGGCCAAUGUGGGACACACUGAAGGCUGCUCGGGCCUUGCUGGUCUUCUAAAGUCGGUCCUAUGCUUGGAGAAGGGGAUGCUCGUUCCAACAGCCGGUAUCGAGACAGUGAACCCGAAGUUGAAGCUGGCUGAGUGGAAUCUGGCUUUGCCUUUAGAGAACAUGGCGUGGCCUUCGCAGGGCCAGCGACGUAUCAGCGUCAACUCCUUCGGUUUCGGAGGUGCAAACGCCCACGUUAUUCUGGACGAUGCACAUAACUACCUGAGAAACCGGGGCCUCCAAGGAAACAACACUACGAGCACUUUUGAAGACGACUCCUCUGAAUCAGGCAUAAGCAUGGGUUCCGACUCACCUCGUCAAGAAAACUACAAGCGACUCUUCGCUUUCAGCACACGAGACCAGGCUGCGGUAGAGCGACUGGCUCAAUCGUACGGGGAUUUCCUAUCGAAUAAGGAAGCAACUUCGAGUUCGAGGUUUUUAUCCGACCUUGCCUACACAUUAUCGGAGCGGCGGACUCAUCUCAAAUUUCGCAGUUUCGCUGUGGCAGAGUCUGUCCUAGAUCUGCAGAUCCAGCUCAACAAAGGCCUCACGAAGUCGAAAAGAGCUUCAAAACACGACAACCCAAUCUUUGUGUUCACCGGUCAAGGAGCACGGUGGCCCGCGAUGGGCAAAGAGCUACUCAACAACUGCAUAUUCCGGACAAGCAUUCAUCGGUCGCAAGUCCUUCUUGAACAAUAUGGUUGCCCAUGGGAUUUGAUAGACGAGUUAUCUCGGACCAUCGAAUCAAACGUUGACCUCCCUCAUGGUGAAAUCAGCGCUGCAUAUGCUGCUGGACUUCUAUCCCGUUGCAAUGCGGUAAAAAUUGCAUAUCUUCGAGGAAUCUGCUCAGCAAAGGUGGCCAACAAUGUUGCUCCUCGAUUAGGUGUAAUGGCAGCUGCUGGAAUAUCCGAAGAAGAGGCUUCCAAGUACAUCAAACAAGUACCAUCCGGUUCUGCGGUGAUAGCUUGUUUCAAUAGCCCUUCAAGCGUAACCUUGUCAGGCGACCAAGACGCUGUCACGAAGUUGUGCAACGUUAUUUCCGCCGAUGAAAAGUUUGCAAGACUGCUCCGCGUCAAGACGGCCUACCACUCACCUCACAUGGCAACAGUCGCCCAAGAGUACCUUGGUAAAAUGGGCAGCAUCGUCCCUCUGGCUAGAGCUGAACAACUUUGCCCAAUGUUCUCAUCACUUACAGGGGGUACGGUCACCUCCAAGGACCUCGAUGCAUCGUACUGGAUGAAGAACAUGUGCGAGCAGGUUCGAUUCUCACCAGCGAUGACUGCUUUGCUAGACCACGCGCCAGAGACUACACAGGGCCGGGGUCGUAAUCGAGUUCAGUGGAGCGCUUUCAUCGAGGUCGGCCCUCAUGGAGCUUUACAGAGCCCAGUAUCCGAAAUCGUCAAGACAAGCCAGAGCAACGCCGCAAAAGAGGCACCCUACUUCUCCGCCAUCGUACGUAACAAGGAUGCAGAGAUGACGGCACUACAGCUUGCUGGUCAGCUUUGGAGUUCGGGCCACAGCAUAAACCUUUUGCGCGUUAAUUGCAUCUACCCAGAGUCUUUGCCACUCUCAUUGACCGACUUGCCGUCAUAUCCCUGGAAUCAUACCAAGAGUUACUGGCAUGAGUCGUCAGUGGCCCGAUCAGCCAGAUUUCCAGGUGGCCCUCGAACCGAUCUACUAGGGGUGCCGGUCGUCCUGCAAAAUCCAAUGGAGCCCCGCUGGCGCAAUUAUCUCCGCCCUUCUGAGAACCCAUGGAUCGAAGAUCACAAGAUUACCGGUACCGUACUUUACCCUGCGGCUGGAAUGAUUGUGAUGGCCUUGGAAGCUGCACUUCAAUUGCAGGACACCUCGAGGAAACUAAAGGGCAUCGGAUUUCAGAACCUUAAAUUUGAGCGUGGACUCGUCGUGCCUUUCAGGGAGGAAGGUGUGCAGACGAAAAUUAGCCUCAGACCCGACGAAGCACGUCCGUCUACGUGGAAGUUUGCUGUCUACUCUAUGCCCUCUAAAGGCUCGUGGACUAAGCACUGCCAUGGAACCGUGGGCUUAGAGUACGAAGACGCAAAGGAGAUUGCUUCAGCUCCCUCUGAAGAGGAAUGGAGAGGGAUGACUGGCAAUUAUAACAGCAUCAAGCUCAAUGCCGUGGAAGAGAUCGAAAUGGACUGCUUCUUUGACCAUCUCAAGUCUGUUGGCGUGGAGUACGGGCCAACUUUCAGAAAUGUGUUUGAAGCAGGUGUAGUCACCGGCGAGCACUGCGCCCACGGAUCUAUCAGCAUCCCAGAUACCAAGUCUUCCAUGCCUUUCGACUUCGAAAACCCCCAUCUAAUCCACCCGGCAACUAUGGACGCUAUUUUCCACCUUCUCUUCAUUGCCUUUUCAGAUGGAAGGCCACUACAGGAUGCUGCAGUGCCCUACACAUUGAAGCACAUGUACGUUGCUGCAGAUCUACCCCAAGGCGAGGGUGGUAGGUACAGCGGUUACGCCAAACGUCUUCGAUCCAAUGGUCGUGAAACGUCUGGUGAUUUGAUCGUGUCCGAUGGGCUCUGGAGCAGUCCCAAGUUGGUUGUCCGCGACUUUGCGUUGAGAAAAGUGAAAUCUUCACAAGAUUCUUCUUCCAGCGGUAGGGCUGCGCGAAAGGUGUGUGCAAAGCUGAGAUGGAAGGAGGACAUCGAUCUCAUACGCUCCCCUGCAUCUCUUCUUGACUUAGAGCGGGACUCUAGUGACCACGAGGAGCUUUCCGUCGAAGAGAAAGUCCUCAAGGCUCUAGCGGGACUGUUAGACAGGUUGCACCAUAAGAGGCCAGGCUACAAAAAGCUUGUCGUCAUGCACGAUGCGUCGGAUGGCUCUCAUCUCUUCUUGGAAGCGCUACUCAACCUUUCCAGGAGAGCUUCAGGCAGAAAAGAGAAAAAGGUUCAAGUCGUUACGACCUCGGAGACAGCUGCACAUCUGGCCCAACAAUUGUCUUCAACCCAGAAUUAUCAGGUGGACACUCGGAGUUGGAAACCAAUGUCUCAAGAUGCAGCCCCAUUCUCGGAUGAAUCAUUUGACUUGAUCGUCAGCAUAAGGCCAACUCAACACCAAGACACCUCCUGGGACCACUCGACGCUAUCUGCACUGCGGGGCUUCAUACGAUCUACAGGGCUUCUCUGCUUGGUGGGUGUGGAUGACCACACCUCAGUACUGGGUCAAGAUGUUGAGCCGGAUCUCAACGCAUCAAGUAGACGUCUUGUCGACACUUUGACCGAGAAGCUGACAUCGCUCAAUCGGGAGGUCACCUUAGCAUCGUUAUCGUUGUCGGACGUUGAUCGAUUGAAAGGAAAAUGCAUCAUUUCCCUGCUAGAGGUCGAGUCUCCCCUAGUAUAUAACUGGAACGAUGAAGAUUUUGAACACUUCAAGCGUCUCGUUUCCAACGCCUCCCAAAUACUGUGGAUCACGCGUGGUGGUCUCAUAGAGAAUUGGAAGGAUGGGCUAGAGUUCGCGCCAACCCAAGGUCUACUACGGGUUAUGCGCACAGAAUAUUCCCAAGUCAAGUUGCCACAUCUUGAUCUGUCUAGAGCCACUAGCCUGACUCUGCAUAAGGAGGUUAUGGUCAACUUGAAAUGGAAUAUGCCGAAUCCGAUGGUGGGGUGUUCGUGCCGAGAAAGGAACCUUGAGCUAGUGAAAGGGACUUUGGGCAGCAAGAGAAAUUUGAUGCUGGCCCGAGAAGACAGAAAAGUCGUUUGGGUGGAUAGGUCGGAGAUGUUUCCGACUCUUCUGGACGGGGAUGUUGAGAUCACAGUUGAACAUGCGCUUGUGCAAAUCACGCCGAUGUCCGAAAAUAUUUCCGACACUCUAGCUUCCUCUGCGAUCAUUGGAACAAUAUCCGCGACAUCAUCUCUGGAGGUGACUACGAAAGUUGGACAACGAGUCAUCGCGCUUCAUUCGGAGCCCUGCAGCACCACGGUCCACGUCCCCGGGUCGUUUCUCCGACCAAUAUCGUCAACUUCAUCGCCCGAAGAAACUUUGACAACAUUUUCGUCAUUGUUCUCCGCGGCGUUUGCUCUGAUCGAGACCGCGAGACUCGAAAGCGGCCAGACCAUUCUCAUUCGUGGGGGCGACUCGCCGAUAGGCAGAGCAGCGAUCCGGCGAGCACAGCUGGCUAAAGCUGGCUAA